Messenger RNA from Nilaparvata lugens (brown planthopper), 5661 nucleotides. Its product is annotated as alpha-L-iduronidase-like. The transcript has 5 exons. The coding region runs from base 504 to 971 and encodes 155 amino acids. Gene Ontology annotation, molecular function: L-iduronidase activity; protein binding. The record is from RefSeq and is a predicted model, not a curated record. Lineage: Eukaryota; Metazoa; Arthropoda; Insecta; Hemiptera; Delphacidae.
CGUCAGGUGAUCAAUGUUCAUAACGGCAAGGAAAGUAGUGUGAGUGCGCCACACCAGAUUUUUUACUAUCCACUGACGACUAAAGUUUCAGCUUUUACAGUCAAGGAUGAAUUAUCCUCUAAAUGUCGUUCAUCGAGUUCUCCCAAGGAUGAGAUCUAGUGCAAUCGAAUUUUUAUAUCAUAAACCUACUAUGUUCCAAAUUUCGAGAAAAUCGUUAAGAGCUGUUUUCGAGAUCCGUUGAACAUAAAUAACCAUAUAACCAGGUAUGAAAAUAACCAGAUAUACAGAAACUGCUCGCUUAAUAUAAUAGGAUAUUUCCAAAUACUUGGCUGUAUCGGCAAGUUCUAUUACAGCUAGUAUAUUAUACUUGUUUAUCGAAUAAUUAUUGCACAUUUACAGGAAAAUAUGCAGUAUAUAAAUUGGAAAAUAGUGAGGCACAUCCAAGUGCUGUCUGGUCAGAGGCUGGCUGUCCUGUUUAUCCAGACUCCGAGCUGAGAAGCAGAAUGAGAAAAACACAGGGUACCCAUCUUUCUACCCUUGGAAGCUUCUCUCGAAUUCGUUCGUUGGAUUUGAAAGUUCAAGUAUCAAUGCCGAGUAUCACUCUUAUAAACAUCUGCGAAGAUGGUGGCGUGAAUGCAGCUUUAUAUAAGGUAACCAAUCUAAGGGCUUUCAAUGUUACCUUCAAUGAAGUAUUACUACUGUGGAGUGACAAUAAGGUUCAUUCACGAUGUAUUCUGAUGUAUGAAGUGCAGUUUUGUCCAGGAUUAUGUGAGGAAGAAGAUUUCAAACGAAUUAAUAGAUUGAAUGAUAAUUCCUUAUCAUUCCAUUUCUCUCGUUCACUGCCGUCAGGGACUUUAGAUUGUAAAGAGGAAGUGAUUGGCAAAUUUAGAGUUCGCGCUUCCGACUAUUGGAAUAGAACAGGACCAUUUUCAAGCAUACUACACUACAAAAAUGUUGAUCAAAGACAUUGAUACAUGUGACGAGAAAAUUCAAAGUGAAUCAAAACAUGAAGCUCUGUAGUGAGUAACAGCCUAAAGGCCUUUCCACACAGCACGUGGCGUGCGUGGCUGGACGCACGCCACGCCAGCCACGCUAGCCACAUGCCAAUUCACACCGCCACGACUGUUGCGAUGCUAUACCGGCCACGUAUCCCGUCAGUAUGCAGGAAGAUGUCAACUCCGACGGUUCCGUGGUGUGAAUCUGGAUUUUCUUGUGGCUUACCUUGGUUUGAUGACUCCAGCAGCAACAGUAGUAGUGAUAAUGAGCUGGUUUUAUUGUAUUCGGUGACAGCACGGGACCAGUGGGUACAUCCAAUCAAUAAAAAAAGGAAGACCUAUGGCGAAUUCCAUCAUUUAAUGCGCGACCUUGAGGCUGACAAUGAUAAAUUUUGUACAUAUUUUAGGUUAAGUUGUGACCAGUUUAAUGAAGUGAUGUCGAUGGUUGAUGGUGACAUAAGGAAGACCAAUACCACCUACAGGGAGGCAAUUGUAAUUGCAGGGAGGCAAUUAGUAUUUGCUUACCGAAUAGCAUAGAGCAGCACGGAUUAUUAGCUCUUUUACAUAAAUUUAGUGUUUUUCAUCAUUUUUAUUUUUUCAAUAUACAUUUAUGUUCCAUAAAGUGGAUUAUUUUUGUUUAAUAUUUGUAAUAUUGUUAUUAUUAUUCACAUCGUACUGUGUAUUUUCUUUCUUGAAUUUGUUUAUUUGUCUUUUUUUAUUACACUUAUAUGUUCCAAGAAUAUGUCAACUUAGAAGAAGUACUAGUUGACACAACGUUUCACGAAAGUAGUGAAAGCUGUAAGCUAUUUUUAAGAGGAGAAAAUGAUUUCUCUUUAUUCCACGUUAAUAUUCGUAGUAUCUUACAAAAUUUUGAUAGUUUAGUUGUUUUAUUGACUGAAUUAGAAAGUGAAUUUGAUGUCAUAGUUCUGUCGGAGACAUGGAUGAGUAGCAAGAAUUUUUCCAACUAUUUCUUACCAGGAUAUUCAACUUAUUAUACUGACAGAUUUGUGAACCAAAAUUCAGGAGUGGUAUGUUUCUUGAAGGAUACAUUGAUUAAUCAUAAUAUAAAAGAGAUUACAAUUACUAAUGCCAAUGCACUUAUUUUAGAGUUUACUAAGGGUUGUAAGAAGCAUGAGGUCAUUGCAGUUUAUAGAUCUCCAUCUGGAUGUCCAGAUUUAUUUAUGACAGAGAUUGGAGAAUACUUGGAUAAUAGAGGUAGUGAAACUUCCCACAUAGUCGGUGACAUAAAUAUCGAUAUAGCAUCUGAGAAUGACUCGUCGGUUUCAGAGCGGUAUCUAGAUUUUAUGUAUGAGAAGGGUUAUAUGCAGAUGAUUAAUAAACACACCAGAGUAGUGAUAGGGGGAUCUAAUACAUGUGUAGACCAUAUUUUUGUAAGAACGGUUGGUGACAUUAAUAUGGCACGCCCAAUUGUUCUUGAUUAUAGUAUAACUGACCACUAUCCUAUAAUGAUAAUUUAUUUAGCUCAAAAAUCUAAACCGAGCAGGCAUGAUAACAUGAGGGCGACUAAAACAAAAAUUAACCAAGAUAUACUGCUAGAGAGACUUAUAGGUGAAAAAUGGAAUCAAGUUAUCAAUACAAUAGAUGUCAAUGAUGCAGUGAGUGAAUUUUACAAGAUUCUAAAGAAUCACAUGGAUGAGUCCACUACUGUAACACCUGUAAAAGUUAGAUCUAAGCUACGGAAAAUAAAGCCCUGGAUCACACAAGGACUGGUAGUGUCAAUAAGAGCUAAAGAAAAACUAUAUUUACAAGCUAAGAAAAAUCCCAAUAAUGUUUCACUAAACAAUUAUCUUAAGAAAUUUCAGUCAAAAUUAAAAUCAUUGAUAAAGGAAGCUAAGCAGAAGUAUUAUCACAAUAAGAUAGAUAGAACACAUGGGGAUACGAAACAUAUUUGGAGGGCUACUAAUGAAAUACUAGGUAGAGGGGUGAAUCGAAAUGAUAUAAAAAACAUUAAUGUUGGGGAUAAUGCUUUGAAUAUGGAUGAACACAGAACGGAAAUAGUGAAUUAUUUUAAUCAAUAUUAUAUUUCCGUUGGAAAAACACUGGCUGAAUCCCUGCCACAGUAUGCUGAUGAUGUAGAUGAAUGGCCGGUAAUUACCAAUCAGAAUCGGCAGUUAUGCAACUUUAGAUUGAUUACUGUUAGCGAAGUUGCAGCACUCAUUAAUAGUCUUAAAGCGGGUGCCAGUCCAGGUGAAGAUAAUUUGAGCACAGAUUUUCUGAAGCAAAUUAAAGAGUUCAUAGCUGAACCGAUAGCACAUAUUAUAAAUUUGAGUAUUGCAACAGGAAUUUUUCUCAAUAGUUUCAAAAGUUCAAUUGUUAAGCCAAUAUACAAGGGAGGUAGUAAACUGGAAAUGGUCAAUUAUAGGCCGAUUUCCCUUGUGUCUAACCUUGCCAAGAUUCUAGAGAAACAUAUUAAAAAGUGUUUAAUCGAAUUUCUUGAAGAAUGUGAAGGGUUAUCUGAUAAACAAUAUGGUUUUAGAAGUGGUAGAAGUGCUGAGGAGGCGAUAGCUGAUUUGACUCAUAUUCUUUACAAUGACUUAGAUGAGGGGAAAAAAUCACUUGCUGUUUUCUUAGAUUUGGCCAAAGCAUUUGAUACGGUUUCACACCCUAGAUUGAUAAGAAAACUUGUGGAGAAGGGCGUCAAUGGUCUUGCUCUCGGUUGGUUCAGAUCCUAUUUGGGCAAUAGGAGUCAAAAGGUAAGAAUAAACAAUGUAUCAAGUGAGAGUCAGCAGGUAGUCUAUGGAGUGCCCCAGGGUACAGUUUUGGGUCCAUUAUUAUUUGUAAUAUACAUUGAUGACUUGUGCUCUAUGGACCUGGGUGAGAAUGUCCAUCUGCAGUCCUUUGCCGAUGACACGGUUCUGUGUGUAAAAGGCACUACAUGGGAGGAGGUUUAUAAUUUGACAGAAGAUAGGUUGGCGAGAAUAAAAUGCUGGUUAGAUGUGAACAAAUUAACUUUAAAUAGUAAUAAAACUAACUUCAUUGCCUUCUCUCUUAACAAGACUGGCCAGCCUCCUGCACUGGAUUUGCUGCUAAGAUCAGGGGAUUGUAGGACUGAUGGGUGUAGUUGCUGUGUAAAACUUAAAAAGGUUAACACCUGCAAGUUCCUUGGUGUCACCAUAGAUCAGAAUCUACGCUGGGAUGUCCAUGUAAAUAAUAUAACAAAAACUAUGAGGUAUUUGAUGAUCCAGGUUUCACGGCUAAGGGAUCUCCUUCCGAGUAGAGCUAUGCGACAGGUGUAUAUGGGGUUGGUGCAGGCUGUCCUCCAGUAUGGUAUUGUGGCAUGGGGUGCAGCCUUUCAUACAACUGUUGAACCACUUAAUAGGGCACAUAGAAUAGUUCUAAGAAUAAUGUUGAAAAAGGAUCCAUAUUAUCCAUCAAAGGAACUAUUUGUUACAGCAAGGGUUUUAAACAUAAAAAAGCUGUACAUCAAGGGCUCGAUUCUAUUCAUGUGUAGAAAGAAUAGUUUUACAAUGUUACCUCAUGCACAUCAAACUAGAAGGAUGGUGUCAGGAAUGGUAGAGGAGACAAGAAGGGAAACGACCACAGGGCAGCGACAUUUCUAUUAUCUGGCCCCAAGAUUAUUCAAUAAAUUGCCGCCAGAAUUAAGACAAAAAAUCAAUCAGAAAUGCUUCAAGUUAGAGCUUAAAAAAUUCCUUUUUUCUACUGAUAUUAACUCAGAAUUGGCAUUGCUUUUGAAUGCAGUUUAGUAUUGAUCCUGAAUAACUUCCAGUCUUGGCCUGUACCAGUACCUGUCUCAUAUGUUAUGAGAAAUGAUUAUUAUUCUUCUAUCCAUUUGGUAGAGAGUUAGUGGGGAGGAUAUUUUUAAUAUUCUUCCCAAAGAAUGGACAUUGAUAUGUCCAAAGCUCCGCCAAUUUAUGUAGAUGCAUAACAAUAUGAUUAUUAUCUAUAGUUAUUAUAUUACAAAUUGCUUUUUCAUAUCAUAUACAGUUCAAUAGUUAUUUUCUUAGUCUAUAUUAUGUAAAUUCAUCUAUAACUUUGCUGUAUUGUAAGCUAUUGUAUAUAAGUGUAUAAGCCAGUAUAUAUUGUAAUCUACAUAAAUAAAGUACUCAAUCAAUCAAUCAAUCAAUCAAUCCAUGUUAAUAAUUAUGUAUUGUAGAAAUUAUUGUUUUCAAAAUGUGUAAAUGAGUGCAUUUAAUGUUUGUUUCCAGAACUAUGAAAAAAGAAAGGAAGCAAUCAGUUUUUGUUUAUUGAAUCUAUUUCUAUUAUUACUUAUUGGCUAAGAAUUUGAGAUUAUAUUUCUUUCAAUUAUUGUUUUAUGUGUUAGUAUUGUUAUAUGUAAAUAUGUUUGAAUAGCUUAUGCUUGUAAACUACAGCAGUAGAAAGUCAAAUUUUUCUUUCUUGUAUUGUGUCUAUUGUUGUAAUGACUCCUCCUCUAAACAUGGACUUGUUCCAUAUUAGAGGGAGUAAUUUUCAGGGAAUAUAUUGUAAAAUGUACUUUCUGGAAAUAAAUUGUAAAAUAAAAAAAAAAUUAGUAGCAGAGAGUGACUAGCAAUUUGUUUGAGGUAAAAAAUUAUCCAACUUAAUUAGAAAUGAAAAGUGAAAGAGCAGCAAAAUAAAUUUUUGUUUUAAUUUCAAAUAUUUUGCCACACGGUUUGGUCAAUGGAAUUAAAUAAAUAUCCAGUUUCAA